Molecule: messenger RNA, 1275 nt
Organism: Penicillium atrosanguineum
Lineage: Eukaryota; Fungi; Ascomycota; Eurotiomycetes; Eurotiales; Aspergillaceae
Product: proteasome regulatory particle lid subunit RPN6
Exons: 2
Coding region: 1-1275 (424 amino acids)
Biological process (GO): ubiquitin-dependent protein catabolic process
Cellular component (GO): proteasome regulatory particle, lid subcomplex
Molecular function (GO): protein binding; structural molecule activity
Source: RefSeq, a predicted model, not a curated record
AUGGCCCCUUCCCUCCAGGUGUCGCCGCGGAUACAGGAGGCCCGCGACUUGGAGAAGAAGGACCCCUCGAAAGCCGUGAGCAGUUACGAGAAGAUACUCUCCGAGGGCCCAGGAUCGACAGAGGCUUCAUCGCGAGACUAUGAGCAUGCAUUGAUUGGAUUGGGCCAGGUGUACCGAGAUGCCAAGAAGCCGCAGGAGAUUGCAGACCUCAUCAAGACCAGCCGAAACACCUUUUCGUCAUUUGCCAAAGCGAAGACAGCCAAGCUGGUUCGCCAACUCCUGGACCUCAUCAGCGAAAUCCCCAAUACCCUCGAUCUCCAAGCCGCCGUGAUCCAAUCAUGCAUAGAAUGGUCUAUCGCCGAGCGCCGGUCCUUCCUCCGACAGAACCUUCAAGCGCGCUUGGUCGCUAUCCACAUGCAAAAGCAAGCCUACUAUGACGCCCUUACUCUCAUCAACUCCCUUCUCCGCGAGCUGAAGCGCCUGGAUGACAAGCUUAUGCUGGUAGAGGUGCAGUUGCUGGAGUCUCGUGUGUACCAUGCUCUGGGUAACCAGUCCAAGGCACGCGCUGCUCUGACAGCGGCGCGGACGUCUGCUGCAUCUGUCUACACACCGCCGAAUCUGCAGGCAGGCCUGGACAUGCAGAGUGGAAUGUUGCACGCCGAGGACAAGGACUUCAACACCGCCUUUUCUUACUUUAUUGAGGCUUUGGAGGGAUAUAACUCGCUCGACGAGGGCGAGCUGGCCACCGCUACUCUGCAAUACAUGCUGCUUUGCAAGAUUAUGCUGAAUCUGGUUGAUGAUGUCACUCAACUGCUGGGCUCCAAGCAGGCUCAAAAAUACGCCAGCCCGCGUCUGGAGGCCAUGAAGUCCGUGGCUCGGGCCCACGCCAACCGUUCCCUGGAGGAGUACGAGAAGGCUCUCUCCGACUACAGAUACGAGCUCGGCAGCGACAGCUUCAUCCGGAAUCACCUUCGCCGCCUGUACGAUGCCAUGCUGGAGCAGAACUUGAUCAAGGUCAUUGAGCCUUUCAGCCGAGUGGAGUUGGAUCACAUUGCCAAGAUGGUCGGGUUGGAUGUCCAGCAAGUGGAACGCAAGCUUUCCCAGAUGAUCCUGGACAAGGUGAUCAUCGGUGUUUUGGACCAGGGCUCCGGCUGUCUGAUCGUGUUCGACGAGACGGAACGUGAUCAGGCCUAUGAUGCUGCUCUGGACACAAUUGAGAAGCUGAGCAAUGUGGUGGAGGGACUGUAUACUAACCAGGCAUCACUUCUGGAGUAG